AUGGAUAAUGAGGCGAAUUCGAAUCUGAAAGGUGGUCAUCUGCCAGCCGAAAAGAUCGGCGGUGGAGUGCGGAUCGCGAGAAAGGCACGCGUUUCCGAGUCUGAUAAGACUGCAGCCGCAACCGUAAAUAAUAGUAACGCUGCUGCUGCAGCUGCUGAUAAGGCAGCAUCCAGUGAUAACGAUAAUGAGAGUGCUGAGGUCGUUGAGGCAAAAAAUGUUUUGGCACACACCGGUCUGGCAGCUCAAACGAAUAAAGACUAUCCGUCUGAAGCGAUCCGUGCGUAUCACGAAAAACCUCUACCGCAGCACUGCAAUCCUCAAGUGAAACAAACACCGAAUGUAUUCCAACCAACGAAACAAUAG
This is a messenger RNA of Anisakis simplex (herring worm), 363 nucleotides long. Lineage: Eukaryota; Metazoa; Nematoda; Chromadorea; Rhabditida; Anisakidae. The record is from the annotation of a GenBank genome assembly.